AUGAUUCAAUUCACGCCUCUUUUGGGAGCUCAGUCCACUUCGCCAGCAUCUCAGUCUUUGUUAGAACUGGAUGGGGGAGUAAAGGUUCUCAUAGAUGUUGGAUGGGAUGGAGAUUUCGACGUCGCAAAGCUGAAGGACCUAGAGAGACAUGUGUCUUCACUAUCCCUCAUCCUCCUCACCCACGCGACUCCAGCUCAUAUAGCAGCCUUCGCUCAUUGCUGCAAGCAUCUACCGUCGUUUACACAGAUACCCGUCUACGCCACGGCACCCGUCAUCUCUCUGGGCCGCACGCUUUUACAAGACAUCUACUCUUCUACGCCUCUCGCCUCGACCAUAAUACCCCAAAGCUCUCUCAGAGACAGCUCUUUCAGCUACUCGUCAUCGAGCACCGAAAGCUUCCCCCAAAUACUUCUACAACCACCUACGUCCGAAGAGAUCGCCUCAUACUUCGCCCUCAUCCAUCCGCUCAAAUACUCUCAACCUCACCAACCUCUACCGUCGCCCUUCUCACCGCCACUGAAUGACUUGACCAUUACCGCUUACAAUGCAGGACACACGCUGGGCGGCACGAUAUGGAGCAUACGGCAUGGUAUGGAAUCGAUUGUCUACGCGGUGGACUGGAAUCAAGCUCGAGAGAAUGUGCUCGCUGGUGCCGCGUGGCUGGGAGGGUCUGGUGGCGGAGGUGCGGAGGUGAUUGCAGAGCUUCACAGGCCCACGGCUAUGAUCUGCAGUGCGAGAGGAGCAGAGAGGAAUGCUACUGCAGGUGGCCGCAAAAAGCGAGAUGAGAUGCUUCUCGACAUGAUACGGAGUGCUGCUGCCAAAGGAGGGACCGUUCUGAUUCCGACAGAUACCAGCGCAAGAGUGCUGGAGUUGGCCUACAUUCUGGAACAAGCAUGGCGGAAAGAAUAUUCGGACACUACGAGCGACAGCCCCUUGAAGAAGACAAAGCUAUACCUAGCAAGCAGGAAUGUCGGCGCGACAAUGAGAUAUGCCCGAAGUAUGCUUGAGUGGAUGGACGAGGGUGUUGCCCGGGAACUUGAAAACGAGCACGGCAAUAAUACCAAUCGACAGCACAAGCGAAAUACAAGCAAGCAAACGCCGAAUCAGGACCCUGCAGGCCACCCAUCAGGCAAAUCAAGUACUCCUUUCGAUUUCAAGUAUUUGAAGCUUCUCGAGCACCGUAAGCGCAUCGAGAAGAUGAUGUCGACUAAGGCCCCUAGAGUCAUUCUUGCCAGCGAUAGCUCGCUCGAAUGGGGCUUCUCGAAAGAGAUCUUACAGCGUAUCGCAUCAGAUCCCACAAAUCUAAUCAUUCUUACUGAAGACUAUGGCAACGAGAGCAGCGAGCAUGAGCUCAAGGAUGGUCUGAGAAGUACGCUAUCGAAGUGGUAUCAUGAGCGGAGAGACGGUGUGGCCAUGGAGACAGGACAAGAUGGCCAGAACAUUGAACAAGUCUACGCAGGCGGCCGAAAUCUUUACUUCAAGGAUGCUCAAGGCGUGCCUUUAGAAGGAAAGGAAUUAUUGAUCUACCAGCAGUAUCUUGCAUCACAGAGACAAUCGCAAAGUUUCUCACGAUUGAGCAACGGGACGGAUCUGGAGGCCUCAGCUGAUGCCGUUGAGGAGACAUCAUCCACAAGCUCUUCCUCCUCGGAAGAAUCGGAUCCAGAGCGUCAAGGGAAAGCCCUUAAUACCUCCGCCAAGACUGCGCGCUUCAAUCGCAACAAAACAGAGCUGGGAAAGGAGGUACUGGGCGUGAACGUACUGCUGCGUCAGCCAGGCGUGUACGACUACGACGUACGCGGCAAGAAAGGAAGAGAGCAGAUGUUCCCUUUCGUCAACAAGCGGCGGCGCGGUGAUGACUUUGGCGAUCUGAUCAGGCCUGAAGACUACCUCCGGGCUGAGGAACGGGAUGAAACUGACGGCCAAGAUAUACGAGACCAUGGACCUCGAAAGCAGGAAGGUUUCGGCCAGAAGCGAAAAUGGCAGGACUCGGGGUUGCAAGGUGACAGCGGACGACAGGCCGAUGGACCGAACAAAAGACGGCAACCAGCAAUGCCUUCUGGCAAUGAAGCGCUGGCUAACGGCACCGGUGCCUCCAUCAUCAACGGUCGCGGUGGAAACGAGGAAGAAGACUCGCUUGGCGAGUCGGAGGGUGAACCAGAAGAGCUUGCAGCCGGACCUUCCAAGAUCAUAUUCAAAAGUCAAUCCGUCGAAGCAAAUCUGAGAAUCGCAUACGUUGACUUUGCAGGACUUCACGACCAGCGAAGUUUAUCAAACCUUAUCCCUCUCAUACAGCCCAAAAAGCUCAUACUCGUUUCCGGAAACGCUUCCGAGACAAGAUUCCUUGCGGAUGACAGCCGACAGAAGGUCAAGAAUGAAGCGGUAGACGAUAGCGGCAAGAACGUCGACUUUGUCUUUACACCAUCUAAUGGCCAGACCAUCGAUGCGAGUGUAGAUACUAAUGCCUGGACUGUCAAGCUUAGCGAAGCUCUUGUUCGACGCCUCCACUGGCAGAACGUGAGAGGCCGAAGCGUUGUCACCCUGAUGGGUCAUUUGGCCGCCACCACACUUGAUGAAGCAGUAGCGGAUCCUAGCAGCAGGAAGAAGCUAAAGCUGCUCGUCGACGAGAAGGAGGAGUCGAAGCUCGAUGACGUUGCAUCAGCGUCGGAGAAGGCACCCGAGCUUGCACCUACGCUAAAUGUCCUUCCUGCGAGUCUGGUGGCUGCUACGCGCUCUGUCGCCCAGCCCCUACAUGUGGGCGACCUGCGACUGGCAGACCUCCGAAAGAUCUUGCAAUCCACAGGACACACGGCCGAAUUCCGCGGCGAAGGAACGCUCCUGAUUGAUGGACUUGUUGCAGUGCGUAAGUCCGGCCCUGGGAAAGUAGAGGUCGAGGGUGGCGGUCUGAGUCUCCCAGAGCUACGGACCCGGACUUUGGAGGGGUCUUUCUAUGCAGUCAAGAGGAAGAUUUACGACGGGUUAGCUGUUAUUGCUGGAGGCUAA
This is a messenger RNA of Letharia columbiana, 3000 nucleotides long. RefSeq lists its product as uncharacterized. The record is from RefSeq and is a predicted model, not a curated record. The transcript is spliced from 2 exons. Gene Ontology annotation, cellular component: mRNA cleavage and polyadenylation specificity factor complex. Gene Ontology annotation, biological process: mRNA 3'-end processing by stem-loop binding and cleavage. Bases 1 to 3000 code for a protein of 999 amino acids. NCBI's taxonomy places the organism in Eukaryota, Fungi, Ascomycota, Lecanoromycetes, Lecanorales, Parmeliaceae. Gene Ontology annotation, molecular function: RNA binding.